AUGCUUUCAACAAUAACGUCACUUAAUCCUUAUAUUUAUUUACUUUUAAUAUGGAUUUUUAUUCAAUAUCAAUUAGCAAUUUUUCUUGUUACAGCUAUUCUACCAACUACAUUAAUAACAAAGAAUAAUAAUAAAUGUCCUAUAUGUUUAUUACAUUUUUCUGAUCGAUUUCAUCAUUGUUUUUUUGUUAAUCGUUGUAUUGCUAUAUGCAAUGUACAUUGUUUUCUUUCGUUUACAUUCUAUGCUACAAUUUCAACUUUUAUAUGUUUUUUUACAUUUCUUAAUGAAUUUUUUUAUGUAACACCUCCUAUUAGUUAUUAUUGUCUUUUACCAUUUGGAGAAUUUUUAUGUAAAACUUUAACAUGGAACCAAAGUGGCUUGGUUAUGCUUACUCGAUCAACAAUAAUGGCAGCUGGAAGUGCUGGAGUUAUGGGUUGUCAUAUAGCGAAAGAAUUUUAUUAUGAUAAAACAGAUAAAACACGAUCGAUAUGGUGUGAAAUUUUCAAGAUUUUAUUUCCAGCUUUGAGUAUUAUUCGACGUGUUUAA
Molecule: messenger RNA, 546 nt
Organism: Rotaria sp. Silwood2
Lineage: Eukaryota; Metazoa; Rotifera; Eurotatoria; Philodinida; Philodinidae
Source: the annotation of a GenBank genome assembly